Messenger RNA from Xenopus tropicalis (tropical clawed frog), 1294 nucleotides. RefSeq names its product RAP1 GTPase activating protein (gene rap1gap). The record is from RefSeq and is a predicted model, not a curated record. The transcript is spliced from 4 exons. NCBI's taxonomy places the organism in Eukaryota, Metazoa, Chordata, Amphibia, Anura, Pipidae. Bases 592 to 1062 code for a protein of 156 amino acids.
AGCAGGAAGUAGAGAGAAUCAGAACUUCAUUACUGGGAGGAGCUUGUACCUCUUACCCUGGGGGGGGGCUAGUAUGAUUACACUCAAUGUUAGAUGCACUGACCCUCUUGCCCCAGUAAUGCCCCGCUAGCAGUAAGUACCCCGGCUGUGCCACGUGGGCACACAGAGGGCGGGGCUAGAGCUCGAGUCUCUGCUAUUUCAUUUAUAUCCAUUUGCUGUAAUUAACCCUUAAUUGCCAUUCCGUGCAUGAUGACUUCUUGUUUUCUCUUUUUUUUUUGUUUUUUUGUUUCCCCCUCCCCCUCAUGACUCCUCCCACUCUGUUUGCUGUGCGCGUGUCUCCGCCUCCAUUCCUGGAUCCUUCCUGUGUCUGUUAAUGAUACCGUGUUACACGGGGCCCCCCUGGGACUCAAUCUCAUUGGCUGGGGCCCUUUCUGGUUUCUCUGUCACUUCGUAAACCCACCUAUACCCCCCCACUCCAACUGCCCCCCACUUUCCUACCCUACUCUUCCUGCCCCCCACUUCCCCUGACCCAUUGCCUGCCUUACUCUUCCUGCCCCCCCAACUGUCUGUCUGUACAUUAUCUACCCCCCCAUGACCCUCCUGCCCCCCCCCCGCUCUCUCCUGCUUCAGUCAUUGCUGGUGCCAGGGAAGCCUGCGAAUAGGCACGGACGCCGCGGCAGUGCCAUAGGCAUAGGAACCAUAGAAGAGUCGCUGAUUGUUCCGGGAAAGAGUCCGACGAGGAAGAAGUCCGGUCCGUUCAGCUCCCGGAGAAGCAGCGCCAUCGGCAUAGAGAAUAUCCAGGAAGUACAGGAAAAGAGGGAAAGUCCCACCGGCCCCCAGAAGACCCCAGACAGUGGCAAUGUCUCCCAGGAACCCAAGUCUGAGAAUUCGUCCAAUCACAGCUCUCCGGAGAUGCCCACUACAAAAAACAGGAUAGAGUCGGGGCCCAAACCCGACACCAACAGGGAUUUCUCUCGUUCCUCAUCGAGUGCCAGUAGUUUCGCCAGCGUGGUGGAGGAGAGUGAGAUGCUGGAUGAAGAGGACAUGGGAAUGGUAAUCUGAUCAUUAGGAUCUCCUUGCGUCUGAUAGGCGGGGGCCGACUGGUCACUUAGACCUUAUCUUUACCUUAAAGUUAUACCGACAUGGGCUGGAGGUGGCCUACAAGGGCAGGAGGUGGCCUAUAAGGGCUGGAGGUGGCCUACAAGGGCUGGAGGUGACCUUCAUGGGUUGGAGGUGGCCUACAAGGGCAGGUGGUGGCCUACAAGGGCUGGAGGUGGCCUACAAGGGCUGGAGG